AUGGCGUGUAUAAAGUCUUCUACGUGUAUUUGUGUCAUAUUCCUUGCUGUGCUUUCCCAAGUAGAAUCUGGGGCUUGUAAACAUGGAUAUUCAUGUGAUAGCCCAGCCUACUGUUGUCAAAAAGUCAAUGUUUGUCGAUACAAUUGUAUUGGCGAGCCUUGUACUUCCUCUAGCCACUGUGGGCCAGGCGAAUAUUGUUGCAAUGACACAUGCGCCUUAAACUGUUCGUCCUGUUCUGUGAAUCACCAUUGUUUAUCAGGUGAAUAUUGUUGUGAUCGUGGUCAAAGUCUUAGUGGCAAAUGUGCUAGAUCUUGUAUUGGAAAAUCAUGUAAAUAUGAUUCGCACUGCGGAUCAGAUGAAUCUUGUUGUUCUAAUGGAACAUGUGCCUCAAGUUGUAUUGGAGAGCCUUGUAAGUAUGAUAGCGACUGUGUAUCAAGUGAAUAUUAUCGUAAUGUUUAUCGAGGUCAUGGUGAAUGUGCUAAUUCUUCUCUUAGAAUACAGUGUAACUCAGACAACGAUUGCAACACUACUGGAAAAUGUUGUUACAAGAAUGAUUCUUAUAAGGAAUGUAAAGAUUGCGAAAGUGAAUCUACUGUGCCUGUGGGUUGGCUUGUCGUUGUAGGCAUUUUACUUAUCCCUACCGGUAUUAUUGUCUUCUUUAUGUGUGCAAUCGCCGCGUGUGGCUGGUGUUGUGACUGGUGUCAUCAGAGAAUGCGGGAAGUACUCCCGAGACGUGCUACGUUUCGCUUCGGGCAACAACGGCGGUCUCUGUCAGAACCACCACUUACCAGCCUUAGAACUGCAACCUUUGAAAGUCGAGAAACACAAGUUGCAACUUCUCUUGAAAGUCAUGACGAAGAAGAAGAAGAGCAACAACAAGAACAACAACAUACACCACAAGAACAACCAUUGAAUGUCCAAAACCUUGAACCAUACCCCCAACGAACCCCCAUCACCAUACCCCACUUUGUCCCCACCUCCAUACCCCAAUGA
Molecule: messenger RNA, 993 nt
Organism: Paramuricea clavata
Lineage: Eukaryota; Metazoa; Cnidaria; Anthozoa; Malacalcyonacea; Plexauridae
Source: the annotation of a GenBank genome assembly